AUGGACGACCCCAAGCAAGCCAGCCACAGCAAGCUCGCAAUCGACGAGAUAAACGAAUGGGAUGCAGACGACCUACUCAAAUGGAUCGACCAAGAGCGACCGGGACUGCUCAAAGGCGAAGGUCUUGAGAGAUUUAAAACCGCAAAUAUCAACAAGAAUAUCUUUGUUAAUUCUGCUGGCGACAUGGGGUUCUUUAGAAAUGAAUGCGAGCUGUCAGUUGGGAUUAGCAAGAGUCUCGCGAUGCUGGCGAGCGAGGUCGCGAAAGGGAAGACUACUGGCCCCGAGACGAGGAAGAGAAAGCAUACGCCCGAGAUGGCUCCUUCGCCAAAGAGAACCCGAGUUGACAAUGGUAGCCUAAUAAUCAACGGCGAACUAGAGUACUUCCGAUCCGGAGCAAAGGAUUUUCCCAAUCUUCUACAGAGAGAGGGCCAGGCUUACUUCGAUCGUACCGGCUACAUCUCCAAGUUGGGCAAACUCGACGAGUUCAUGCUUUUCUGCCGCCCACGUCGGUUCGGCAAAACACUAACAAUAAGGAUGCUGGAACAUUUCCACGGCCUUCAGUAUGCAGAUGAACAUCGAUGGAUGUACAAGGGUCUCGAUGUGCAAAAAGACAUCGAUGAAAGAAAAGUGAGCCCCGGAAAGUACUUCGUCUUGACAUUCGACUUUUCCAGAAUUAACGCCAGCCCGGACCUUACGGAGGCGAAUAAGGCACUCGUAAACUUCUUGAACGAUGCUAUCGAGAACUUCUAUAGACGAUAUGCUGCAUACUUGGGCGGAAACUUUACUGCUCUGUGUCAACAUAUUAACAGUGAAGCACCUAACACCAGUCUUGUGAGAUGUGCCAAGGUAGUUGGAGAUGCGAUUGAGCAGGACGACCGACUUGCCGGUAUUGAAAGGAUCUACGUGCUCGUUGAUGAGUACGAUGCUUUUCCCAACAACUACAUCAAACCACCCAAGACCGUCCGAGAACCCGGGGUCGAUUGGGAUGAUACAAAAGUCGGACAUACUUUCAAAUCUUUCUGGUCUACGAUGAAGUCAUUGUGCGCAGAGGGGGACAUCCGAAGGAUUUUCAUCACAGGGAUCUCACCGCUCUCCUUAUCCAGUCUGGGCAGUGCGUUCAAUGUGACAAAUAAUGUGUCAUUCAAUAAGAACCUGGCCGGGCUUUGUGGUUUGACAUCUUCGGACUUGAAAGACGCACUAGGGGAAAUCUACAAAGACCGUGAAGAUCACAGCGGUUUUCUUUCGGAAAUGACCGAAUUUUUCAACGGAUAUCAUUUCUGUCAGGAUAAAGAGGUCGAAACCGUUUACAACACGGAGACGUGUUUGUCAUAUCUUCAGAGUCGUAUCGAAGGAGAGACACCCAGAACUCGAGACCCGCAAAACUCCGAAAUAUCUGAACAGUUUCUUAGGUUAUCCGCUGGCUCAGCGUCAGUGAUAAAAGAUUUGCAAAACGCGCUAAAAUGUGACGAAGAAGGGAACUUUACGCCUCUCAAAUACCUCAAUUUCAAACUCGAAUUCACGCUUCGAAACUUGAGUGAGGUUGGAGAUGGUUCCUCAUGGCGUUCACUACUUGUCUAUUUCGGCGGCCUUACGUUUCACCCUGAAAAUCCGACAACGCAGCUCAAGAUACCGAAUAGAGUCGCGGCGGAUCGUAUCGCUCUCGCGAUUCUCGAAAAGUAUGAUCUGCGCAACUCUCUCGAAGAAGCACUGCUGCACCUCGUUGAACACGGAGAACUUGAACCAACGUUGGGUUGUUAUCGAGAGUUGAUGAUGCAACGGAACAUCACCGCCGAUGAUCUUACCAAAAAGACUGAAGAACACCAUCGGGAUAGCAUCUACUUCUGCCUCCUAAGAAACCGUUUUCUUGUUCCAUGGCCAGAGUUCAAAGUGACAAAGCAAGACGGAACAAACGGCCGUAUCGAUCUUCUCGUUCAGGUUCCCGGACGGCUGAUAGUUACCGAAUGGAAAUUCUAUCGAAUCAACUACCUGAAUGUAACAGGUUGCGACAGCAUCGCUAAAGCAAAAGAGCUUCGCCAGUACAAGCUCAACAGAAUCCUUGCGCUUGAAUUCAUGCAUUGGGACAAGCACCACCACGGAACGACUAAGUCUCAGGUUACGGAAAAGGACGGCCCGCAGCUAAGGGGUUAUAUUAAGAGCGCUGACGUGCGGCGACGGGUGAAUGAAGAAAGCCUUGAGUUGCAGGCACACCUUGUCAUCGUUGUCGGGUCACGUCAUAUCUUGUUGUGGGAUAUGGACAAGGAUGGAAACUUGGCUGCCGAGCCUCGUCUCGUACAUAUGCCUAGCAGAUCGAAGGUGUAG
Molecule: messenger RNA, 2319 nt
Organism: Rhinocladiella mackenziei CBS 650.93
Lineage: Eukaryota; Fungi; Ascomycota; Eurotiomycetes; Chaetothyriales; Herpotrichiellaceae
Exons: 5
Coding region: 1-2319 (772 amino acids)
Source: RefSeq, a predicted model, not a curated record